Molecule: messenger RNA, 1739 nt
Organism: Propithecus coquereli (Coquerel's sifaka)
Lineage: Eukaryota; Metazoa; Chordata; Mammalia; Primates; Indriidae
Gene: SDR9C7
Product: short chain dehydrogenase/reductase family 9C, member 7
Exons: 4
Coding region: 135-1076 (313 amino acids)
Molecular function (GO): oxidoreductase activity
Source: RefSeq, a predicted model, not a curated record
UGCAAGCAGUGGCAGGGAGGAGAGCUCUUCUUCCCCGUGGGUUCCAACAGACUGCCGACUGGGGCUCAGAGGACCAGCCUUUCCUGCUGACUCCUGAGCCCAGUCCUUCCUGGCCAUCACUUUCCUCCUGCCCUAUGGCGGCUCUCACGGACCUCUCCUUUAUGUACCGCUGGUUCAAGAACUGCAAUCUGGUCCGCAACCUCUCAGAGAAAUAUGUCUUCAUCACGGGCUGUGACUCGGGCUUCGGGAACCUGCUGGCCAGACAGCUGGUUGAUCGGGGCAUGCGGGUGCUGGCUGCUUGCUUCACUGAGGAGGGGGCCCAGAAACUUCAGCAGGAUACCUCCUAUCGGCUGCAGACCACCCUACUGGAUGUCACCAAGACUGAGAGCAUCCAGGCGGCAGCCCAGUGGGUGAGGGACCAAGUGGGCGAGCAAGGCCUCUGGGCACUGGUGAACAAUGCUGGUGUGGGCCUGCCCGGUGGGCCCAGUGAAUGGAUGACCAAGGAGGACUUUGUGAAGGUGAUCAAUGUGAACCUGGUGGGACUGAUCGAAGUGACCCUUCACAUGCUGCCCAUGGUCAAGAGAGCCCGCGGCAGGGUCGUCAACAUGUCCAGCUCUGGUGGUCGUGUCGCUGUCAUUGGUGGUGGCUACUGCGUCUCCAAGUUUGGCGUUGAGGCCUUCUCUGACAGCAUCAGGCGUGAGCUCCACUACUUUGGAGUGAAGGUCAGCAUCAUUGAGCCCGGGAACUACCGGACAUCCAUUCUGGGCAAGGAGAGCCUGGAGCAGCGCUUUCGCAAGCUGUGGGAGCGGCUGCCUCAGGAGACCCGGGAGAGCUAUGGGGAGGAGUACUUCCGCAUCUAUACUGAGAAGUUAACAAACAUGAUGAGGCUGGCAGAGCCAAGAAUCAGUGAUGUCACUAACAGCAUGGAGCACGCUAUUGUUUCCCGGAGUCCCCGGAUCCGCUACAACCCUGGCCUGGACGCCAAACUCCUCUACAUCCCCUUGGCUAAGUUGCCCACCCGUGUAACAGAUUUCAUCCUGAGCCGGUACCUUCCAAGGCCAGCGGACAGCGUCUGAGCUGGGGAGGCUCAAGGGGCGGUCGGUGGAGUGUAGCGGAGGGAGUGGGAGAAAGGACUGUGGGGUCAUAAGAGGUGGAAUCAGACAUCCUGAGGGUACUGGCUGCAAAAGACAAUUUGCUCGGCUGCGACUCACGGCUGGUGAAGCUACUGGUAACUUCUAGCAGAAGGUGAGUGCCUCUCCCCACCCGCUGGGGCCCCUUAGAAAUCUGAGGUGGCCUUUGCGGGAUCAGAGACCUACAGCGUGGCCCCAAGGACAUCCAUCACCCAGUCAGGAUAUGGCUUUUUCUGGGCCUGGAAAGUUAAGGAGAAGGAAACCAUCUCCUGCUGAAUCAUGAGCCCCUCUCAGUUGUCACUGCCACUGGGAAGCACAGUGGGAUAAUCCAGCCCCCAGCGGAAUCUCCACCGCCUUCCUAUGGGUCUCUCAAUGUGCACUAACCCGUUAUGCAGUAGGCCAGACAAGGAGGGACAAGGUUGUAUCAGAACAAAAGUUUAAAAUAUUUUCUCUCUUUAGAUUUCUCUAUCCAUAGCUGAUUGGGAACCACAUGAAAUAACAUUCAUUUAUUUAAUCACCAUUGAUUAAGUCUUCAAAAAAUGAUUGAAUGCCUACUACCUACCAGGCACUGUGUAUAUGCUGGGGGGACAUAAAGAUGAUUAAACCAUG